Molecule: messenger RNA, 687 nt
Organism: Durusdinium trenchii
Lineage: Eukaryota; Dinophyceae; Suessiales; Symbiodiniaceae
Source: the annotation of a GenBank genome assembly
GGUGCUCUACUUCGGCUCGAGUGGGCGCUCCUGUCUCCCUAGCAUCGCCGGCAGCCUGUUUCGAGUCCCCGUUCCGCGAUGACGUCCGCCAUGGAAGGCUCAAGCGAAGGCUACCCAGACACGGACGAGGAGGCCUACUUCCCCGAGACCGCCUACCAUCUUCCACCAUGGCCCUGUGAUAACACCGAGCUCCUGCGCGCGUACCUCCUGAGCUCCUACGGCGUACCGCACGUUCCAGGAGGCACAGUGGAACUCGCCUCAACACCCUCAAACACCGAGCUUGAUCUGACUUCCAGGGUGAGCAGUGGUUCCAAUGAUGAUGCGCUGAUUGCAAGCAUUCUCGAGGAGGAGGUCGGGAAGGCGAAGUCAGGCGGCAGCACCCCGAGCACCCCGAGCACGGUCGGCGCUCGUGGGAGGCCACCGCGUGCCAGGAAGGCACGCCCAGUUGCGGCGACGAAGGAUUCGAUGGACCAGUUGCAUGCUCGAGCGUUCGCGAUUGGAGCGCUCGCGCUGGAGAGGGCUCGUGCUAUGGUCAAGCCUGCGCAGAGCAGCUCGGCGACCCUCUUGGUUCAAUGAGCGCCGGCACUGAGCCGAGCUGAUACGGUGCAGGGCGGCAACCGACGUUCUUGGAAUUCCGCUCGAAAUGCCCCCGAAUCAAUCGGGGGAUCCGAAGGAAUUGGAGGAUCC